GGUUAUUUUGUGUUAAAGAGUUAGGUUGACAACAACAACCAGUUUGAGUUUUGAUAAGAAAAAGAAGAAAGAAAAGUUUGUGCAGUUUAUAAAAGUUGAACAAAAAUGAUGGGACAAUAUUUUUUGGAUUUAAAAAAUGAAUCAUCGAUUCACAAUUUGUUACGUAACAUGAAAUCAGCAUUUCCAUAUCCUUUACAUCCACAUCAUCAAUUACAUCAUCCGAUGCCGCAACAACCUGAUCAAGUGCUGGAUUUAUCAAAACGAAGAGAUUCAACAGAAACGCGUAAAACAACUUCACCUUCAAGUUUUGAAGAAGGAUCACCAGAUGCACGUGGAAGUCCAAAUGCAGCCACUCAGAUUUUACUUCAUCGUCAUAUAAAUAUUCCCAGACCACAAUACACGCCCGAACAUGCAAUUCAAUAUCAUUACGAACAUCCUUCAACACCACCAGCAAUCCCUCUGACUGAAGUUACAUUGCGAUCACCUCAAGAGAUUAUGGAACGAUUCAGCUCAUCGCCAAUGCUUCGCAAAGAAGAAAAUUCUCCUCCACAUCCAAUCGAUGACAAAACAAACUCACCGCCGUUCUUUCAUCUCCGACAGUCGAAAAUUCCCGAGCAUCAUGCUGACGAAAGCAACGAUUCUCCAUGCAUUCCUGCAAAUAUUUCAUCUUCAAGUUCAACAACGUCGUCACAGAAAUCUCCAUCAUCUCAAAACGGAAUUAUGGUCAUGGGACGUGAUGGUAAACUGACACGACCUUUUAAAGCUUUUCCACGUGAUCGAAUGAGUCUUGCUGCCGCUGCUGGUGCAAUUCUCGAUCCAACAUCACAGGAAAAGUUUAAAAUAUUUCGCAAACGAAUGCUUGAACAAAUACAUGCUGCGAAUGGUGGUAAUCCAGUUAUUAAUAAUCCCAAAAUGCGUCGAAUCAAUUCUAAAGGAAGUAACCAAGAGACUAACAAUAAUGAUUUAAAUUACGAUUCAAGUAGUGACGGAAAAAUUCUUAAUUCACCUUCGAGUGGUCAAGAGAAGGAUGCGGCUUAUUACGAGAGAAGAAAGAAAAAUAAUGCAGCAGCUAAGAAAUCUCGCGAUCGACGACGAAUUAAAGAAGACGAACUCGCAAUUGAAGCUCAAUUUUUAAGAAAUGAAAAUCUUGAAUUAAAGUUUGAACUUGCAGCUGUAAGAAAGCAACUUACAAUGUUUCAAUCCGGUAUUGCAAACACAAAUUUGUAAACAAUUUCAUGAGACUUUCAUUAAUUUUAAGUAAGACUGACUAGCUUUAACUACACAAUCGAAUUUAACGUGUACAAAAUAAUUUUAAAAUGAUAAGAAAUAAAAAAGAUUUUUCGAAUUUUUUAAGAAUGAAAA
Messenger RNA from Clunio marinus, 1362 nucleotides. NCBI's taxonomy places the organism in Eukaryota, Metazoa, Arthropoda, Insecta, Diptera, Chironomidae. The record is from the annotation of a GenBank genome assembly.